This is a messenger RNA of Cajanus cajan (pigeon pea), 981 nucleotides long. Its product is annotated as putative CCR4-associated factor 1 homolog 9. NCBI's taxonomy places the organism in Eukaryota, Viridiplantae, Streptophyta, Magnoliopsida, Fabales, Fabaceae. Gene Ontology annotation, cellular component: CCR4-NOT complex. Gene Ontology annotation, molecular function: nucleic acid binding; poly(A)-specific ribonuclease activity. The record is from RefSeq and is a predicted model, not a curated record.
UCGCUCAUUUCCCACAGGCCACAGGGAAAACAACAAACCAAAACGUGAAAGCAAAACGACAGCGAAUCAAUGGGCGUGUCCACCGAAGAACCGAACCCGGUCGCCAUCCGCGAGGUUUGGGGCUCCAAUCUAGAAUCGGAGUUCCAACUCAUCGGGGAACUCAUCGAUCGCUUCCCUUUCAUCUCCAUGGACACGGAAUUCCCCGGCGUGAUUUUCCGCCCGCACGUGGACCCCACCAAACCCUACAGCCACCGCAGCAAGCGCCCCUCCGACCACUACCGCCUCCUCAAGUCCAACGUGGACGCGCUCAACCUCAUCCAGGUCGGCCUCACGCUCUCCGACGCCGCCGGAAACCUCCCCGACGUCGCCGGGACCCGCUGCAUCUGGGAGUUCAACUUCCGCGACUUCGACGCCGCGCGUGACCGCUACGCGCCGGACUCCGUGGCGCUGCUCCGGCGGCAGGGGAUCGACUUCGAGCGCAACGCCGCCGAGGGCGUGGACUCGUCGCGGUUCGCGGAGCUUGUGAUGUCGUCGGGGCUGGUGUGCAACGACGGCGUGAGCUGGGUGACGUUCCACAGCGCCUACGAUUUCGGGUACUUGGUUAAGAUCUUGACCCGGCGCGAUUUGCCGACCCGGUUGGAGGAGUUUCUGGAAGCCGUGAGGAUAUUCUUUGGGGAGAACGUUUACGAUGUGAAGCACAUGAUGAGGUUCUGCGACACGCUCUAUGGCGGCUUGGACCGCGUUGCACGGACGCUUAACGUGGACCGCGCCGUGGGGAAGUGCCACCAGGCCGGGUCAGACAGCUUGCUGACGUGGCACGCCUUUCAGAAGAUUGUUGACACUUAUUUUGUUAAGGAUGAGCACCAGAAACAUGCUGGUGUGUUGUAUGGAUUAGAGGUUUUCUGUUAAUUAUAAAAUCAUUAUAAAGCUUUAAAAUAAUGAUAAUUCAUUUCAUUCGUUGGUUAAUCUUGUUUUGUUCUA